ACACAACCGAUAGAAGAUGGACGGCCCUAGGGCUAUAAGCCGCACCACCCUUAGGCCUCUGCUUCCUAGCAGCACAGGUUUCUCUUCUACAAAGAUUUUGGCCCCGCCCCUCGUAAUGUGGGACGCCCAUCAGUACCUAUGGCUAAAGAAUAUAUUGCUGCUGCGUGCUGUCUGACUCCUCCCAGUCCUGGUAUCUAUCUCACCAGUGGCCGCAAUACCAGGCGACAGCAUUGCACGGCGAACGAUCGAGCAGGCUCGAGCUGCAACUACAAAUGAUUUGUGUUGAUUUGGUUUAUCAACAUACCGUCGCUUUCCGCCUUACAACGGAUGCCAUAGCCGUUAUGUUAAACUCGGUACGAAGCUGUGGUCUAAAAUCCGAUUUGAAGGAGUCUCUUGAGUCAUACGUGUUUUACAGUCCAUGCAAACGCACCUUAAAAUACCUUGCUUUCUCGGGGCCCUAUAUUAUGAACGCCGAAGAUGACCCCAAGACCUUUCGGAGCUUUUUUCGAAUUAUAGGAGCGUCUCUGUCAGAGAAUUUAGAGCCCUUGUUGAUGGAAUUACCGUCGCUAGGGAGUGCAUCCAACCCGCAACAUCCAUGGUCUGCUAUUCCCAGCGGCCAGCUCAACCAUGAUGGACCCCAGCAAGCUGAACUCGAAGCGAGACACAUAUCCCCAGGAAUCCCCCCAGGGAUUGGUUGGGCAUCCACAAGCUGCAUAUGGUGUGAACACGCGCCUGGACAUCUGAUGUUCCCAACUAUUUCCAACUCAAUCAACACGAACUUUCUUCCCUCGCCUUUGGGUCAGCAACCUUCGGAUCGACUACUAUGGAUUAAAGAGGCGAUUUUCGAUAACAUGGAGUGUGCGCCGUCUCUAUGCGCCGCCACGAAUAGAUUAUAGCACACACUCAAUUUCAGCCGACGGCCCACGACCGGCGGAGUCGUAGCAGUAGUUGGCAGAAUCAUCUCGGCUCGCCCGUUCUACCAUAAAGCCUUGCUUAUGGCGCAAUUUCGAGCUCUGGCUCACUCCUGUACUAAGGAGACCUGCUCCCCGGAUAGCGCCCCAUUUGAUAUAAGGUGGGGUGGUAGGCAGUGGGUCUCAGUCAUAAAGAACGGUACAUGUAGAUGAUACUCGACGGAAUUCAUUGUUCUUACACUGUUCAGGGCCAUUUGGUUUGAAAGGCAGCACUAUGUGAACAGGAGGAAGAGGGGGGUUGUAAUGGAACAAGGUCCCUGCCAAAUUAGAUAUAUAUCACAAGAAAUCUAAGAUAUCAAUAUAUACA
Sodiomyces alkalinus F11 is the source of this 1278-nucleotide messenger RNA. RefSeq lists its product as hypothetical. The transcript is spliced from 3 exons. The record is from RefSeq and is a predicted model, not a curated record. NCBI's taxonomy places the organism in Eukaryota, Fungi, Ascomycota, Sordariomycetes, Glomerellales, Plectosphaerellaceae. The coding region runs from base 273 to 896 and encodes 207 amino acids.